AUGCGGUCGGGAUCGCCGACAGUUAGUGAUGAGGAGGAGCAGGUUGUCGGCUCGCCGAUGGCUCAGGUCGCCACCAAUAUGCCGCUUCUCCGACCCGGACAGCCUCCUCUGCGACCCCUUCUCAUCGCCUCUUUCGUUCUUCUCUGCUCCCUGCCGCUCUGCCGCCCCUUCGACUUGGGACAAUGUACCGCGGCACUGGGCAUGGAGAAUGGCGAAAUCCCCGAUGAAGAUAUAUCGGCCAGUUCUAUGUACGAUCCCAGUCUUGGCCCGAAACAUGCCAGGCUGAGACAAGACAAGGGCGGCGGUGCCUGGUGCCCGAAAAAUAUGGUCACGAAGGAAGGAAAGGAGUACCUCGAGGUGAAUUUGCACAGCCCGCGUAUACUGACAUCGACCAGGACCCAGGGCAGAUUCGGGAACGGGCACGGGGUCGAGUACACCGAAGAGUACUUCGUCGAAUAUUGGCGGCCGGGGUUCAACAAGUGGGUGCGAUGGAGAAAUCGACGUGGCAUGGAGCUUCUGGCAGGCAACAAUAAUCCGUAUUCGGAGAAGGAGCAGCUCUUCGACCCGGCGAUCGUCGCAACGAAGGUCCGUUUCAUCCCCUACACAUCCCACAUGCGUAUGGUGUGCAUACGAGUCGAGCUUUACGGCUGCCCGUGGACCGAGGGUCUGGUGUCGUAUUCCAUGCCCCAAGGAAUUAAGAGGGGCUCGGAGGUUGACCUUUCCGACAGGACGUACGACGGAAGGGAAGAAGGAGGUUACCUCUCCGGGGGGCUCGGUCAACUUGUCGACGGGCAAAAGGGCCCUGACAACUUCAGAUUGGACAGUGGUAACGGGAAAGGAUACGAAUGGGUCGGUUGGAGAAACGACACGCCAAGCAUGCUCGGUCGUCCCGUUGAAAUUACCUUCGAGUUCGAUUAUUCGAGAAACUUCACUGCCAUACACCUGCACAUGAACAAUUACUUCACCAAAGAUGUGCAGGUCUUCUCCUACGCAAAGGUUUAUCUUGGCGCUGGUGGGAAUCAGUUCAACGGGGAGCCUGUCCAUUUCUCUUACAUACCGGACCUUGUAUUGGAACAGGCGCGCGACGUUACCAUAAAGCUUCACUCGCGAGCUGGCCGUUUUCUUAAGCUUCAAUUGUACUUUGCUGCACGAUGGAUCAUGCUCAGCGAAGUAAUCUUCGAAUCGGUAAUCUCCGAAUGGAACAACACCGACGAUGAAGAGGCGAGGAACAAGAGCGGCAUUGUAUCGGCGACCGGCAUCCCCUAUCAGAAUAACGAGGGUCCACUGCAGAGAGACGAAGUAAAGGCCACUUUUAAUAAGGAGGAAAACAACGAUAAUGCUCUUCCAGACAAAAGCAAGGAGCCAGAAUCGAGGCAGUUCGUCGGCCUGGUUAUCGGUAUAUUAACCACUGUGAUCGUGAUGCUUCUGGCGGCAAUCACGUUCAUUUUCUACAGGAAUCGAAGGUUGAAGGCUGCCCUCGCGCCUUCGACGUUUUACGAUCAACACGGCGACUUGAAGGUCUCGGUGCAGGAGGAGGGCGAGGACAAGGGACCAAUUUGCCCUCCGCUUCCGGCGCAGUACCAGCCGGCCGCCUACGCCACGACGACACCGCAACUACACAAAACUAUCACGGAUUACAGCGGGAUCACGGAGGUGCAGCCGGUUUUUCCGCUGUUGCUGAACACGGCGAUCAAUCUUGCCAGGCCGAUUCCCUCGGUUCAAGAAUAUCCAUCUAAUCCGCCGCCCAUACCGCCGCCACCGGAAAAGUAUUACGCCAGCACGGAGAUCUGUAAGAAUUCCCUGCCACCGUUGCCACCAUCCCCAACGCCGAGCACACCGCCCCCAAUGAGCGCGAAAGCCUCGAGCAGCAUGACAAGCUACAGUCCCGAGGACAUGCUCACCGAGGAGGAGGACGAGGUGGCCGAGUGCAUCUUAGACUUCCCCCGGGAGAAGCUGAACAUCGUUGAAAACCUCGGUUGCGGAUACUUCGGCGACGUUCACAUUUGCGAGGUCGACAGGUUUCCAGGCUACGACGAAGUUUUCCGGAACACGGCCAGCGACCUGGUCAUCGUUAAGUCCCUGAGACCUGGAUCCUCGGAUGCGCUUAGGAUAGAAUUUCAAGAGGAGGCAAAAAAGCUGGCACGGCUGGCCGAUCGGAAUGUCGCGCGGCUGCUCGGAGCGAGCCUCGGGGACGACCCGAUGUGCAUCGUGUUGGAGAACGGCGAAUACGGGGAUUUGAAUCAAUAUCUGCAGAGGCAUAUAGCUGAAACGUCGACCGUGCACACUGCUAAGACCCUCAGUUUCGGCACGUUGAUCUACAUGGCCACGCAAAUAGCAUCCGGCAUGAAACACCUCGAGGAAAUGGACUUGGUGCAUCGGGAUCUCGCCACAAGGAAUUGUUUGGUGAGCCGUGGUUACACGGUGAAAGUGUGCGAUCUGGGCUCCGGAAGAAACGCUUACGCAGCCGAUUAUUUCCGGGUGGAGGGCCGGCCCCCGUUGCCAAUCCGAUGGAUGGCCUGGGAAGCUAUGCUAAUGGGAAGACACACAUCGAAGAGCGACGUCUGGUCUUUCGCAGUGACGCUUUGGGAGAUUUUAACGUUCGCAAGGGAACAACCGUUCGAGGAGCUGCCCGAUCAUCGCAUAGUCGAGAAUGCAACGUAUUUUUACCAAGAGGAUGAUAGAAGGAUCAUUCUUCCCCUGCCGAAAAACUGCCCCAAAGACAUCUACGAGCUGAUGCGCGAGUGCUGGCACAGGAACGACGUGGACAGGCCGAGCUUCCGGGAGAUCCACAUGUUUCUCCAGAGGAAAAAUCUCGGUUACAAACAUGUCGGGGACACGAACGACACCUGAUACAGAGAGCUAGAAGGCUGGAAUCUGAUCCGGCUUUCUAUGAUCGGCGAGCUGAACGGGAACUGGUGGAACUCCCCCUCGACGACCAAGUUACACCAGGUCAGGCCAAGUUAGUAGUGUGUACAAGGUGAGGAUCGAUUCCUUCGAUCGCCGAAUCGUCCGAAAGGCGAAAGGUAAAUUUCGGUGAUCGAAAUGGUUCUUCGUCGCUCUGUCCAAUUAUCCUGGUGAAUUUUUUCACAAACUGUGCAACUUGUGAAUUAUUAUUAUUAUUAUUAUGAUCAUCACACGAUUAAGGGAGUUUGUUCAAACAGUUCGUUUCCCUGAUUCUCACGAAAUUUUACAAUUCUCGUAAUAUUUUUUUCACCGUUCGUUCGUCGUUCCGUAUUCGCUCAGAAUCAAAAGGAAAAAAGAGAAACGACGAAAUCGAAAUUUUAAUGGAAUAAUAAUUUUUCCAUCGCCCGCCACUCCCCUUAAGAUUAUUUUCGUCCCGUUUAAAAAACCGUUGACCGCGCGAUUAAAAAGCAACAAAGCGCGAUAAGAAAAAUAGAUAAAAGUAGAAAAAAAAGAAAAAAAUAACAGCGCGAGAACGACCUCGAGCAAGCGGAUAUAUAUAUAUAUAUAUAUAUAUAUAUAUAUAUAUAUAUAUAUAUAUAUAUAUAUAUACGAAGUGGGAGCGUUCCUAGCGCGGGUCCAAUGGGCGGAAAGCACGUUCAAUAAAUCGCGCACACGCCAUUUCUGAAAUUGAUACUGUCAGCAAACAAGCUUAUGACACCCGCCGCAACGGCACUCGCGUCACGUUCAGAAUACACGUGGCCCGUGGACUUUGGAAAAUCGCGGAGGAUACAACAAACGGUCUCCGCCGAUCAUUUCCUGCAAACCUCUUCUCUCCUUCCCUCAACGUCCUGUGUCCAACGGCUCGUGAUCCCGAGCCCGGGAAAUACGAUUUCCACCGCGUGAAAAAACCCUCUUCGUGAACCAUCGCGCGUCUACAAAGUUUCUACGAAAGGGAAUGGAGAAGAGGAGGAGGAGGAAGAGGAGAAGAAAAGGAACAAAUUGUAUGCGGCGAGUGAUUCGAUUCAUGGAUAGUUUCUCUUUCUGAGAACAACGAUUCCUCACCGUUGUGUAUCCGUGAUAAGUAAUCGAGGACACGAUAAUCGGGCGAACGUUUUAUCACACAGUGACGGCCGGCUACACAGUUUUAAGAAUCGAGAGACGUGAAAAAUACGGGAGUGGAAAAUACGUUUCUUGGUUCUUGGUUGAUUGAAUGUAAAUUGAUAUUGGAUGGAAACGAAGCGUGGCAAAUGUGCGUGAUUGUUCUUUCUUUUUCUUCUUUUUUCUUUUUGAGGAAGGGGGAAGAAUUUAAUUGAUAUGGAAAUAUUAAUACUGGUGGAAUUUGGAUCACAUUGGCGCCCUCUGGUUCAAUUGGAGCUAGUAACAUUAGUGAAAUUUAUAACGAAUUACUAGUUACUAGCGGAAUAAUAGUCUGGCAAUAAAACUGAUAACGAAGAUUUAUAAUUAAAAUUUCGAUCGCAACUCUUACAACUCUUACAACUCUUGUCAAUUCACUAAUCUUAUUAUCUGUCGAAUCGUCAGAGGGGUCCAUAACUUACUAGCCAUAAAAAAAUAAAUAAAGCGGCCACAGAGUGGUUGGAAGUUCGUGUAAAAAUUGAAAAAAGGAAAAAAAAAAAAUAACAAUUCCUCGAGAGCCUGCUGGCUUA
Molecule: messenger RNA, 4568 nt
Organism: Apis mellifera (honey bee)
Lineage: Eukaryota; Metazoa; Arthropoda; Insecta; Hymenoptera; Apidae
Gene: Ddr
Product: discoidin domain-containing receptor 2
Exons: 17
Coding region: 1-2850 (949 amino acids)
Biological process (GO): positive regulation of kinase activity; cell surface receptor protein tyrosine kinase signaling pathway; protein phosphorylation
Cellular component (GO): signaling receptor complex
Molecular function (GO): ATP binding; protein tyrosine kinase collagen receptor activity; collagen binding
Source: RefSeq, a predicted model, not a curated record